AUGAAUAAAGGUGAAUGUACGCACGCAACAGACGGACGGUCGGGUUCUUACCGGUGUCUAUGCAAACGAGGAUUCUACUUCCCAAACACGACUGCAGAUAACCGCUACUACAAUGGCAGUGACAUAGAAGAAGAAUAUGAGAAACAUUUAUCGCUCCAACGUAGCUUAUAUUCUUUACCGAAUGCCUUCGAGUGUCUCCCUUGCGCUGAAGGUUGCGAAGCUUGCGUGGACGGUUCUCCGUGCGUGGCUGCCCUUAAUUGGGUCGUGAGGUCCACCAUUUUCGCACUGGCCUGCCUUGUAAUAUCCUGCUUGCCGUUCAUCGUCUACUUCACCAUCAAGUACGGGCAUGUUAGGAAUAUCCAUGAUAUUCCAAGUGCGGUCAGCAAAGGCAGUGAAGAUAUCGGAUAUGUACCUGCUCCGGCGCAUCGGUGUGAUAGUGGGGGUGGCGUGCGUUCUAUUGGCUAUUCGGACUUUAGUGGCGCCCCCUGCUGUUAUAGUGGGUAG
Molecule: messenger RNA, 504 nt
Organism: Diatraea saccharalis (sugarcane borer)
Lineage: Eukaryota; Metazoa; Arthropoda; Insecta; Lepidoptera; Crambidae
Source: the annotation of a GenBank genome assembly